Messenger RNA from Alosa alosa (allis shad), 2671 nucleotides. It is a transcript of the gene cacnb4a, whose product is annotated as calcium channel, voltage-dependent, beta 4a subunit. Bases 196 to 1749 code for a protein of 517 amino acids. Gene Ontology annotation, biological process: neuromuscular junction development; regulation of voltage-gated calcium channel activity; chemical synaptic transmission. NCBI's taxonomy places the organism in Eukaryota, Metazoa, Chordata, Actinopteri, Clupeiformes, Clupeidae. Gene Ontology annotation, cellular component: voltage-gated calcium channel complex. The record is from RefSeq and is a predicted model, not a curated record. The transcript has 14 exons. Gene Ontology annotation, molecular function: protein binding; high voltage-gated calcium channel activity.
CAGGCUGCUGCGUAGGUAGCUUGGUGGUUAUCCGAAGACCCCAACUCUGCGACCGCAAGACAAACGAUUAUUAUUAUUUUAUCCUCAGUCUCCUCAGACGCAAAGACUCGAGUCAAACUGGAGCAGACAAUAGCGUACCCAGAGUGGACCGGCACAGAGAGGCAGCCCCCUCCGUGGACCGAUGAACUUGCGGAGAUGUCCCGACAUAUUUACACCCGCCACGGGAUAGGUGAUGGAGUCCAGAAGCCUAUGUUUCAGGUAAACCGAGGGACCUACUCUCGCCGCAGCCGCCUGAAGAGGUCCGACGGCAGCACCACCUCCACUAGCUUCAUCCUCCGACAGGGUUCCGCUGAUUCGUACACUAGCAGGCCGUCGGACUCGGAUGUGUCUCUGGACGAGGAGCGGGAGGGCGGGCGGCAGGAGCGUGAGCAGCAGGCCGCACAGCAGCUGGAGAGGGCCAAGGCGAAAGCAGUUGCUUUUGCAGUGAAGACCAAUGUCAGCUACUGUGGAGCUCUGGAUGAGGAUGUCCCAGUGGCUGGAACUGCCAUUUCAUUUGAUACCAAGGACUUCCUCCAUAUCAAAGAGAAAUACAACAAUGACUGGUGGAUAGGUCGUCUGGUGAAGGAGGGCUGUGACAUCGGCUUCAUCCCCAGCCCCCUCAAACUGGAGAACAUUCGUCUCCAGCAGGAGCAGAAGAGAGGACGCUUUAGCGGUAAGACCAGUGGGAAUUCCUCCUCCAGUCUGGGGGAGAUGGUCUCGGGCACUUUCAAACCCAACCCUCCCUCAGCAGGAAAACAGAAGCAGAAAGUGGCAGAACACAUUCCUCCCUAUGACGUUGUUCCCUCCAUGAGGCCGGUGGUCUUAGUGGGUCCCUCUCUCAAAGGUUAUGAGGUGACUGACAUGAUGCAGAAAGCACUCUUUGACUUCCUGAAGCACAGGUUUGACGGCAGGAUAUCCAUCACAAGAGUGACUGCAGAUAUAUCUCUGGCCAAAAGAUCUGUGCUCAACAAUCCUAGCAAGAGGGCCAUCAUCGAGAGAUCCAACACCAGAUCCAGCUUGGCCGAGGUGCAGAGCGAGAUUGAGCGGAUUUUCGAGCUGGCCCGGUCCUUGCAGCUGGUGGUGCUCGAUGCGGACACAAUCAACCAUCCGGCACAGCUCAUUAAAACCUCCUUAGCACCCAUCAUUGUCCAUGUCAAAGUAUCCUCUCCCAAGGUGUUGCAACGGUUGAUCAAGUCACGUGGGAAGUCCCAGAGCAAGCACUUGAACGUUCAGCUGGUGGCGGCAGACAAGCUGGCACAGUGCCCCCCGGAAAUGUUUGACAUCAUUUUGGACGAGAAUCAGCUGGAGGACGCCUGUGAACACCUGGCCGAGUACCUGGAGGCGUACUGGCGUGCGACGCACACGUCUCUCAGCACCCCGCUCAACCCCAUACUGGGAAGGAACCUGGGAUCCACGGCUCUCUCUCCAUAUCCCUCUGGGCUGCAGGGCCAGAAGAAUAAGCAGAGCAAUCACAUGGGGGAGCUAUCCCCUGCCGAAAAACGUAGCCUGAUGACGGCCGACGAGAACUACCACAAUAACGAGCGGGCGAGGAAGAACCGCAACCGCCUGUCAUCCGAAUCGCAGCAGAGCCGGGACAACUACCCGCUGGUGGAGGAGGACUACCAGGACCCUUAUCAGGACACGUACAAACCCCACCGCAGCCGAGGCUCCCCAGGCGGCUACAGCCACGAGUCCAGGCAAAGGCUAUGAGUCCAGGCCACUCCAGAAACAAACGAAAGAAACAAAAAAACUACAAAUACAACUGGUCUCUCCUCUCUGUAAAGCUCUGUAAAGGAGGGGGCUCCUGUGAGACUUUCUCCAGAGUGUUUAUGGGAAGUGUAGUACUUCAGUCUUCUUGUGUGGCACAGUCUCCCUGCAGUGUGGUGGCGAUAGGCCUCAAAAAGCAAGUGCCACCACUUCUUGCCGACACGAGGCACAGAAUACUCAUAAUUGCUGGAUGUUGAAAGUGUAGCGGAUAUUUUCAGAGGCAGUGCAGAGCACAGAAUAGUUAGGAAUUUAGUUUAGGCAGGGAAAAUAAGCAGACCAUCCACCGAGCCUUGGGGUGUUUUGGUAGCGUGAGUCUCGGGAGCUCUGUCAGUGUUAGCAGGUCAGACUGCUGUGGCAUGUUGUUCCUGCACCCUGAACCGAUGUCAGCAUGCGGAAAUGCUAGACAGCGCCAAGAGCCCCAAAGUCGACACGGAGCCUUCCCUUGCACGUUUUGUUUUUCUUUAGUAGCCAGUGGAGGCAGUGGAGUGUGAUGCCUCGUUAAUGUUAUUUCAUUUGUUCCAGUUGUCUUGGCUGGUUGUGAGUGUUUUCCGGUGCACUGCGGGGCACGGGGCAAGUAGAAAAAAAAAUUCUCACAGUUAAAAUGUUGAGUGAAUCUUGUCAGGCUUUGAUUUUUCCCUUAGAUCUUUCCCCCCAAUUCAAAUUCAGUACCAAUCAUUUCCAAACACAAGGACAUGUCUUAGCUGUUUGCUUUUUGCAGUUGAACCAGAGUUUCUGCAUAUUGUCCUUUAGGGAUGUAACGAUUACCGGUAUAAUGGUAAACCGCGAUAAAAAUGUUGACGAUAACAAUUAGCGUUUUCUUUUCAAAUAUCAUAAUUAUCACGGUUGAUUACCACAGUGUGGAAAC